AUGGAUAUUCUCGGAAGUAGCACUGUGAAGUCAGAUGAGGAGCUGAAUCGGCGUCUCGACGAUCUUAUCGCAUCUCCAGCGUGUGAUGUGACCCCAACAGUCGAUCGCUCGGUCCCCUUGGACGUACUCCGAGGGAGAAGUCGGGAUAAGGGCUCCUAUCCGAGGUCACCCUCUGGCGGCCAUACCUUGGGGACACUGCUACAGGAAGGCCAACACUCAGAUCACUACAUACCUAGAGCCCCUCGUCUGCCUGGCUACCCUGAUCCUCCGCCAGACGAAUGGGGUGACUGGGACGAGUACCGGGAUGACCGUGACCCCGGGUACCGCGUGCGAGAUGUGGAAGAGAACGAGCUUAUGCGGGAGAUAGCCCUCAAUGAGCGUCAGGGCAGAGGCAGUAUAGCUAGCCAUGCCCCUCCAACCCUUGAUGGACUUGAUCGGCCCUCGGGCGAUACCAACGUUGGAGUGGAUGACGAUGAUGAGCUGCUGCUGGCCCAUCCUGUCGCCUCUGCUGUUGAUGGAAAUGCUUCACCUUCCACGUCAGAGGAAGGCAACCAUUCCUCGUGUUCUGAACCGGAGAAGCCUCCGAGUCCGUCAUUCGGAAGGUCAGGAGCGGACAUUCCUAAAGACCGUGUGCCGCCGGCCGAUACUUCACAACACUAUCCAUCAUCAUCACCAGCAGCGGCAGCAGCAGCAGCAGCGGGCCGAGUCACGUACCAGCUUGAGAUACGAUGCCUUUGGGAAAGCCCAUCGCGUUACUGUUGUGAAAGCUGA
Molecule: messenger RNA, 771 nt
Organism: Perkinsus marinus ATCC 50983
Lineage: Eukaryota; Perkinsozoa; Perkinsida; Perkinsidae
Exons: 8
Coding region: 1-771 (256 amino acids)
Source: RefSeq, a predicted model, not a curated record